CUAGAAAAGAUUGAUAUUCUGUGGAUGAGAUUCAAAUAACACUGAUUUAUUUAUGUAUUUAUUAUUAUUAUAAAUUAUUCAAAAUAUAUCCAAAUGUCCCAAUCAGAAGAUUCUACAGAGAAAGAGUUCUGCGUGGAGAUAGCAAAACAGGGUCGAGCAACUUGCAAGAAAUGUAAACAAAAAUGCCAGAAAGAUGAAGUUCGAAUAGCAAAAUUGGUGCAUAAUCCCUUUGGUGAGGGAAAAAUGAAAAAUUGGCAUCAUGUAGAAUGUUUAUUCGAGGUUUUUCUUAAGCAGAGACCUACAACUAAAAGAAUUGAAUCGAGUGAUGAUAUUGAUGGUUUUGAUACGUUGCCAUCAGAUGCACAAGACAUCUUAUUAAAGAGAAUAGAAACCUCUAACAGAGAUAUUAGGGAAAAAUAUGGUGCCAAAGUGGAUAUUCCAAAAAAGCCAAAACCAGUAGAAAAGAAAAAUUCAGAAGUAUCAAAUGUAUCUUUGAUUGCAGUUCCACAAACAAGGCCUUAUCCGUUCAAGGAUUUUAGAAGACUAGUUGCACAAAUUACUAAUGUAAAUGGCUAUUUAGAGAAGACUGAAAUAGUAAGUAAUCUAUUUAAAAAAGGAACCGAUGGAAAUGGCUUUCAUGGGGAUAUUCAUUUAUGGUGUAGACUUCUUUUACCCGGAGUACUGAAACGUAUUUAUAACCUACAGAGUAAACAGUUAGUGAAAAUAUUUAGUCGACUUUUCAAAACAAAUCAAACCAGUAUGCUUGAGCAUUUGGAACAAGGAGAUAUUGGUGAAACUAUUCAGCAAUUCUAUGAGGCAAGUUCCGCUAUUAGACCUGCAAAGAAGAGUAAUCUAACAGUGGAAGAGGUUGAUGUAUUCUUAGAAGAGCUCAGCAAACUAACUAAAGAAGAAGAACAGAUAGCACAUUUUCUCAGCAUUUUAAAAAGUUGCACUUCAAAUGAUUUAAAAAUAAUAAUACGGCUAAUAAAGCAUGAUUUGAGAAUGAAUGCUGGUGCCAAACAUAUUCUAGAAGGGGUACAUCCUGAUGCGUACACAGCUUAUCAGUCAUCAAGAGAUUUAGGAGCUGUCUUGGAAAAAUGUUUAUCAAAUGAAGGAAAACCCUUGAAUGCCACGAAAGGAGUUUCGGCCAAUAUUAAUGUCAUGACCCCUGUUUUACCUAUGUUAGCCGAAGCUUGUAAAUCUGUUGAAAUGGCAAUGGACAAGUGUCCCAAUGGAAUGUAUUCUGAGAUAAAAUAUGACGGGGAAAGGGUUCAAGUUCACAAGAAAGGCUCAGAAUUCAAAUAUUUCUCAAGAAGUUUGAAACCUGUAAUGCAACAUAAAAUAGCACACUUCAAAGAUUACAUUCCUAAAGCGUUUGUUUCGGGUAAUGAUUUAAUAUUAGACAGUGAAAUAUUAAUGAUUGACAUAGAAACGCAAGCACCAUUGCCAUUUGGUAGUUUAGGUAAACACAAACGGGAUGAAUAUGAAAAUGCUAGUGUUUGCUUAUAUAUUUUCGAUUGCCUCUAUUAUAAUGGUGAAGAUUUAACAAAAAGACCUAUUGAUUAUAGGAAAAAAAUACUUCGUGAGAAUAUGACCGAAGUUAAGAAUCAUAUUGUGUUUUCUGAGAGUAAAAUUGUGAAGAAACCAUCGGAAUUGAAGGAAAUGAUGAUAAAAGUUUUCAAAUUGGGUUUGGAAGGUUUAGUUUUGAAGGAUUUGAAAAGUAUUUAUGAACCUGGUAAGAGACAUUGGUUAAAAGUGAAGAAAGACUACCUCUUCGAUGGAGCAAUGGCAGAUACUGCAGAUUUAAUUGUACUUGGGGCUUGGUAUGGGACAGGAAAAAAAGGUGGCAAAAUGUCAGUUUUUUUGAUGGGCUGUUACGAUGAAAAAAGAGGAAAAUUUUACACAGUCACCAAAGUACAUACAGGGCUCGAUGAUAAAACUCUGGAUGAUUUGCAAAAUAAAUUAGAUAUGAUUAAAAUCAGUUCAAAUCCUUCUAAGGUUCCCGAUUGGCUUGUAUGCAAUCGACCAAUGGUACCAGAUUUCGUUGCUAAAGAUCCCAUGAAACAACCAGUAUGGGAGAUAACAGGUGCUGAAUUUACUCAGCACGAAGUACAUACAGCAGACGGUAUAUCUAUCCGAUUCCCGAGAAUCACAAAAAUGAGAGACGAUAAGGAUUGGAAAACUGCCACGUCUCUGCAAGAGCUAAAGAAAUUAUAUGAGAAAUCCAAGGAACACACUGAUGUAACACUCCUACUGAAAGGUGAUGAAAGUAGCAGUAUCCAUGGUUUUGAACCAUUAGAAAAAUCAACUGAUGACUUGAACAACACAACGGAGAGUGAUCGAAGUUCAAGGAGUAACAGUAGUAGCAAAGAAUUAAAUAAUAAAAAAAAACACAAAGAUAGAUCAGAAGCAAAAAAGAAACGAAAAACUGAAGAGGGAAAUUUAAAUUCCACAAAUAACACAGUUUUUAAAGAGUCCCCUAAAAAAAGAAAACAUGAGGAAAGUCCCGAAAUAAAAAAGAAACAAAAAACUGAUCGAAACAUCAGAAAAGAUAAAGAAGAAAAUAACUGUUCACCAUAUUUCCAAGGAGUAAGGCUAUACUUGGAGGAAGAAGUUGAGAAUCUAUUCAAAAAUUGGGAUAAAAAUUUUUCAUGGUAUGGUGGAGUGUUAUUGAAGUCGAACGAGAGCCAUAAGGCAACCCAUGUUUUACACAUGAACAGAUUUGUCAAAGACAUCAAUAGGAGUUAUCCUACAGAGGCAAAACAUGUUUUAUUCAGUUGGAUUGAUGAUACCGUCAGAGAAAAUUGCUUACAAGAUUAUCGAUUAUAUUCUGUUAAAUGGAGACCCGAUCUUUGAUAAAAGUUGAGUAGUUUGUUGUGUGUGUUAAACAACAUGGAAAAGGAUUAAACUACUUAUAUUUCCGAUUCCAGUCCUACGUAAGACGACAUGAAACUGAAAUAAAGACAUUCAAUUCUCACAUGAAUUAUCAAGAGCUCUUCUAUAAGCCAAGUAUUGAAUUCAAUUAUUGGCAAUAUAUCGUUACUCAAGUUAUAAGCAGAGUGUAACAAAGUCCAGAAUUCUAGAUUAAAAACCAUCAAAGGUUAUUUCGCAACAUCUUAUAUAUUUGUUUUCAUUAUUGUUAUAAAAUUUGUUGAGUUUCAAUAUAGCAUAUUCUAACUUU
This is a messenger RNA of Coccinella septempunctata (seven-spotted ladybird), 3181 nucleotides long. RefSeq names its product DNA ligase 3 (gene DNAlig3). Gene Ontology annotation, biological process: DNA biosynthetic process; lagging strand elongation; mitochondrial DNA repair. The transcript has a single exon. The record is from RefSeq and is a predicted model, not a curated record. Gene Ontology annotation, molecular function: ATP binding; DNA binding; zinc ion binding. Lineage: Eukaryota; Metazoa; Arthropoda; Insecta; Coleoptera; Coccinellidae. Gene Ontology annotation, cellular component: DNA ligase III-XRCC1 complex. Bases 94 to 2856 code for a protein of 920 amino acids.